This is a messenger RNA of Rhagoletis zephyria (snowberry fruit fly), 1289 nucleotides long. Its product is annotated as putative nuclease HARBI1. The record is from RefSeq and is a predicted model, not a curated record. Lineage: Eukaryota; Metazoa; Arthropoda; Insecta; Diptera; Tephritidae.
AACGAACAACCAGACGAACGAUUCGUGUCCAAACGAAAUCGUCUGAAUUCAGAAGUCUCUAUCUCGAAUGAUAAUUUUCGUCCAUCCUUACGUUUUACGUUAUUCGCCCGAAAAGAUCUGUCAAAACUGUUUUGUUUACUUUGUGUGUAUAAAAGUUCAAAAAUACAAUAUUUUAAUAGAAUUAUUUAAAAAUGUAUCAAGCAAUAGCAUUUCUUGCAAGUGAACGUUCGAACGAAGACGAGACAGUACAAAUGUAAUGUAUUGGAAUUGCCAGACGCCGAGUUUGUUAAAAACUUUCGAGUCAGCAAAGAAGUAUUUGGACACAUUUUUAGCGAAGUGGGCAUCCAUAUGAAAGACACCUACCGUAAUACUCACUUGCCAUCACAACUGAAACUGUCCACAUUUCUACGCUUUCUUGCAACUGGAAGCUAUCAAAAGUCGGUGGGUAACGAAAGUCUCUCAGUAAUGGGUCAGUCGACAGUUGCAAAAGUAAUAGCGGAAUGCUUGAACAUUUUUGAGGAGCAUUUUUGCCACAAAUGGGUAAGCAUGUGCAGGACCGAGGAAAAAGAAAACGACGUGAAAGAGCAAUUCUUCAACAAAUGUGGAAUACCUGGCAUAGUUGGCUGUGUGGACGGGACCCACGUGCGUAUAAAAGCACCCAAUGCAAAUUGCAGACAUCUUUACUACAAUAGAAAGGGGUUUUAUAGCAUCAAUGUAAUGGCAAUAUGUGAUCACGAUAUGGUAAUUACAUUUGUUGACGCAAGACAUCCUGGCGCUAACCAUGACUCCUUCAUUUGGAAAACUAGUGCUGCAGAGGAACAACUUCGAUUGGCUUUCAAUAAUGGGAAGUCAAAUACCUGGAUACUAGGCGAUUCCGGAUAUCCCCUGCAGCCCUUUUUGAUGACGCCGUAUAGAAAUCCAUCAGAUGUGGUACAAAGACGAUACAAUGAUAAACACUGUAAGGCUCGAAACAUCAUUGAGCGCUGCUUUGGAGUUUUGAAGAAUAGAUUCCGAAGUAUAAUUGGCUCAAGAGGGCUUCAUUAUUCCGCAGAGAAGACAACGCAAAUUGUGAAUGCAUGUUGUGCAAUUCACAACAUCUGUAUAUUUUACAAAAAUUAUUUGUCCCUCACCCCAAUCGAAGCUGAAGACGCUAUUGAGCCAAAUGAUGAAGACCUCGUACUUGAGGAUCUUUCUACAGUAGCAGCUAAUAUAAGAACACAAAUAGCAAACAAUUUAUAAUAAAAUUUCUCCAAAUACACUUUUAUUCACAGAAUUCAUAACAUUUUAUG